UAUACGAGUUUACUUACAGGAAAAAGAAGAAGUGGCCCUUGUCAUUUCAAAGUUGUUACUUGCAAUUUUUAGCUGUUUUUAGUUUUCAAGUUACACUUUGAGCAAUUAUUGAAUUAAUUUUUGAACCACCUCUUAUUUCUAUUUGAUCAGUCUUCAAAAUGUUUCUAACUAGAAGCGAAUAUGAUCGAGGAGUAAACACCUUUUCGCCGGAAGGGCGACUAUUUCAAGUAGAAUAUGCUAUAGAAGCUAUUAAAUUAGGCUCUACAGCUAUUGGAAUAUGUACCAGUGAAGGGGUAGUAUUGGCAGUGGAAAAACGUAUUACUUCCCCAUUAAUGGAAGCUACCACCAUUGAAAAAAUUGUGGAAGUUGACAAGCAUAUUGGAUGUGCAGUGUCAGGUCUUAUGGCUGAUUCAAGGACCAUGAUAGAUCGAGCUCGUGUAGAAUGUCAGAAUCACUGGUUCGUCUACAAUGAAAAUAUAAGUGUAGAAUCCUGUGCUCAAGGAGUAUCAAAUUUAGCUAUACAGUUUGGUGAUUCAGAUGAUGAUGGUGCCGCUAUGUCAAGACCAUUUGGAGUGGCCAUUUUAUUUGCAGGUAUAGAUGAAAAAGGACCUCAAUUAUAUCAUAUGGAUCCCUCCGGUACAUAUGUACAGUUUGAUGCCAAAGCUAUUGGAUCAGGUUCAGAGGGAGCUCAACAAAGCUUACAAGAAGCUUACCAUCGUAGUAUGACUUUGGAAGAAGCUACUACUACUGCUUUGACAAUUUUGAAGCAAGUAAUGGAAGAAAAACUCAAUUCCUCUAAUGUUGAAGUUAUGACAAUGACUCCUAAAGAUUUGUUUCAUAUGUUUACUAAGGAACAGGUGGAAGAGGUAAUUGCUAAACUUAAGUAGAUUUUUAAGAAUUUCAAAAUGAUUAAGAGGGAGUAAAUGAGAUUUGUUUAUAAGAAUUUCUUUAUACACAAUAAAAAAAAUAGAAUAAAUGGAAAUUCUUCAACCUUUCCUCUUUCCAAAAUAUCCAGUGUCUAAAAAUCAUAUUUGAACAUUUAUAAUUUAUUAAUGUAGGUCCAUGAAACUAAUAUUUCAUCAUUUCUGACUCGAGUGUGUAAUUUUAUACCAUUAUUUUCAUUUUAUUAUAUUUCAUAUAUUAUUAUACAUACAUACAUAUUAAACUAUGUUGUAGAUACUUAUUUUAGUUAAAAUACUUGAAAUUUAUAAAAUGAUUGUGCUCAAUCCUUAUAGAAAUUGGACUUUGGCUAGUUUUUCUCAAACUUGAUAGUUUAGAGUUUGGAGUAAGUUGUUUAAAAGCCUCAAAAAUACCCCUAAAAAGUCCAAGGGUAUCAUAACAGGAGAGGCUUCGGCCGAUUUUCCAGAAACUUGACACAAUGAUAGUUUGAAACAAGCUAAUUAAAAGUCUCAGUUUAACUGAUUUAUGUUUAUAUAUAAGACUUAUAAAUAUUUUUCUUUGAAUUAGCAUUAUGACAAGUUUGGCUUAAACCAAUUCCCCUCCUUACAAAGUAUCCUUGGACGCCUCAUGGAUAGUUAUAAAGGUUUUGGGGUUUUGAACACAAAGCUUGCUUUGAAUUAUCAUCGUGUCAAGUUUCAGAAUAUCUGACCAAAACUUCUCCUCUUAAGGUACCCUUGGACUCUUCAGGGGUUUUUGGGGUGGAGAGGCCAACAAUAUAUUAUACUUCUUAACAAUAGUGUUAAUUAUGGGCGACUAAUCAUUAUAAAAGGUGAUCUACCUGACUCACCACUGUCAUUUAGCCGUCAAACGUCAACUGAUAUACAUCUCCAUUAAUGGACACAACAAGUGAAAAAGCUGCUCAAGUCAUCACUCUAUUGCGACACGGUCAGAGGCAGCAAGAGGUCAAUCUACUGUUUAUAGAGUUUACUGUCGUCACCAAGAGAAGGGUAACUUUCAUCGAAGACGCUGUUCCUGAAGAAAAAGCUGCACAUCGAAGAGAGAUGACCGAUGAAGAGCUUAGUGAAACGCGAGGAAUGCCUUUGAGUGGCUGAACAGUCAGAAAAAGACUUAACGACAGCUAAUCUUGGGCCAAAAAGCCAGCUACUGGUCUCAAAUGAACCUUAGCCCAACGAGCAUGCCGAGAACAAGUUAAUUGAACUGAUGAACAACGAGACUCCGAGAAAUGGAGAAAGAUUCCUGCAGUGUUGCAUGACUUUUGGAGUAGGUUCUUGGAUGGUUUAGGCGGAUCAUUCAACGGAAGCAAAAACCGAGUUGAUUUUUAUCGAAAUUGGCGAUGGACCGAGGGGAUUAACGACGAACCAUCCAAAGAAGAAAUUUUAGGAGACCACGUCGUUCUACACGCCUGUUUCAUACUGCAGUUUAUGUACGGUAGUAUUUACAGGAUGUCGAAAUUGAUGCUAUGAAUGGCCAGCGCGUGGCCCGGACUUGAAUCCUAUCGAGAAUUUAUGAACUUGAAAGAAAACUUCGGGCUAGUAAUCCUGCAUUAGCCACGAAAUCGUACCUCAAAACGGCGCUUACUGAAGAAUGGGGAAGCAUCGAACAAGAUAGAGUAAAGAAACUUAUUCGAUUCAAUAGGCGAUUGGAAGCUGUUGUUAGGGCCAGGGAAGGGAACAUUAAAUAUUGAUAGGUUACUCUCAAAUAAAUUUUGAUGUACUUAA
Molecule: messenger RNA, 2639 nt
Organism: Diorhabda sublineata
Lineage: Eukaryota; Metazoa; Arthropoda; Insecta; Coleoptera; Chrysomelidae
Gene: Prosalpha5
Product: proteasome subunit alpha type-5
Exons: 4
Coding region: 159-887 (242 amino acids)
Biological process (GO): proteasome-mediated ubiquitin-dependent protein catabolic process
Cellular component (GO): nucleus; proteasome core complex; proteasome core complex, alpha-subunit complex
Source: RefSeq, a predicted model, not a curated record